This is a messenger RNA of Dunckerocampus dactyliophorus (ringed pipefish), 7723 nucleotides long. It is a transcript of the gene fhdc1, whose product is annotated as FH2 domain containing 1. The coding region runs from base 372 to 3821 and encodes 1149 amino acids. The transcript is spliced from 12 exons. NCBI's taxonomy places the organism in Eukaryota, Metazoa, Chordata, Actinopteri, Syngnathiformes, Syngnathidae. The record is from RefSeq and is a predicted model, not a curated record.
CACCGAGGGUGAUGUGCGGUUUUUAGGAGCCCACGGAAGUCUGCAGGAUCUUGAGUGGGCCAGAGUGUACCUGUCACCACUGUCUAUGCGGGGACCCUGGGAGCCCACUAAAGGUCACCGUGAGAGGUUCUGCAAUGCAGUGUCGAAUUGGUUGCACGAAUAGAGCAGCUCCAUGGCCGCCGCCAAUGCCACCACGCCCCCGCCACUCUCUCCCUGCAGGAGGUAACCCUCGAAGGCUGGAUGAGAUGGACAACAGGAGCAAAGUGCGGGGUCAGACGCCGCGGCGUUCUAAUGCUGCUCACGGUGAAGUGAUGCGUGCGGUCUGAAAGUUGUGAUCAUCUGUUGACGUCAGCAGACGCACGUUCGCUGCCAUGCUGGUUAUGAGCAGUCUGUCCUCAGCCAAUGAGAGCUGCAGCUCCGACAGGAGCGGUUCCACCGCCUCCGACCUGUCCUCCACUUCAGGACUCUACCCUUCCGGCGAUGUUCCGCCCCCGCCCCCUUUGCCACCGCCACCCCCACCUCCAGCCGCUCCCCCGCCGCUACCCGCGGUUAGCACCUCCGGCAGGAAGAAGCGGCGGGUGCGAAGUUUCUUCUGGAAGACCAUCCCGGAGGAGAAGGUCCGCGGGAAGCCCAACAUUUGGACCAUGCCGGUGCAGCAGCAGCAGUAUCAGAUCGACGUCCGGUCUGUGGAGGAGCUGUUUGGGCAGCAGGAGGAGGGAGGGGUGGGGGGACGGGGGGCGACGACGACUGCCGGGAUGGUGACCCAGGUCUCCCGAUCGCGAUCUUUCAAAGAGAGCAGCAAAGAAGAGAUCAGCAUCCUGGACUCCAAGAGGGGAAUGAAUGUGGGGAUUUUCCUCAAGCAAUUCAAAAAGUCCAACCGCUCCAUUGUGGAAGACAUACGGCGAGGAGACGGGAAGCUCUACGGCGCCGAGCUACUCAAAGACCUGCUCAAGCUGCUGCCCGACGCAGACGAGAUCAAGAAGCUGCAGGCGUUUAAAGGCGACCCGGACAAGCUGACGCUGGUCGACUCCUUUAUGUACCUUCUCAUCCAGGUGCCUCGGUUGGAGGUGCGCAUCGAGGCGAUGGUCCUGAGCGAGGAGUUCAUGCCCUCCUGCGCCGUGAUGAGUCAUGAGAUCCAUGUCGUGCGUGUCGCUACUCAAGCGCUGAUGAGCUGCGAGGAGCUUCACGCCAUCUUGCAUCUGGUGCUGCAGGCGGGAAACAUCAUGAACGCGGGAGGAUAUGCAGGCAACGCCGUGGGCUUCAAGCUGUCGUCCCUCCUCUCAUUGGCUGACACCAAAGCCAACAAGCCGGGGAUGAACCUGCUGCACUUUGUCGCCAUGGAGGCCAAGAAAAAGGACGAGAAGCUGUUAAAGUUUCCGGAAAAACUUGUGGACGUCCAGAGUGCAGCCAGUCCGCUCCCGAAAAUGACACUCAAAGUCGCCCUGUCUUUGCCCCAUCACCACCCUCUUUCCAAGCUCCCUAAAAGUCGAGAUAGUGGUUAUCCUUGUGAUCACUGUGCAGGAUUUCAUGUUUUUGCAUGUAGAAUCUCUGCGGAGAACAUUGAGGUGGAGUUCUCCUCCUUAUACGUUCGCAUCAAAACCCUGGAGGAGAAGGUUCAAGGUGACCCGGAGUUGCUGCUGCAGUGGGAAACCUUCUUGCAGAGUUCGGCACAGGCGCUCCAGGACCUCAAGCGGCGGCGCCUGGACCUGCGCAAAGAAGGGAAUGCGCUCAUUGAUUUCUUUUGCGAAGACAAGGACACGUUCAAGCUGGACGAAUGCUUCCGCAUCUUUCAAGACUUCUGCAUCAAGUUCAAGAAGGCCGUCAAGGACAACGCAGACCGUGAUCAAAAAGAGGCAGCGAGGCAGCGUCGCCUAAAGGAGCUGGAGGAAAAGCGCUUUGCUUGGUCAAGCGAAGACCACAAAGGCAUAUUCGGUCGUAGCAGCAGUGAAAACGACGUGGAAAUGCUCACCAAGGAAGGCCUCAUGGACUUCUUCCAGCAGAGGUCCAAGAGUCCACACAGUCCGCUGGGACGUUCGUCCAGCGCUCGGCGCCAUCGCCACACCAUGACCUCCAUAGCGGAUCGUGAACUCCAAGGAUACCUUGAGCUGUUUGGAGCCUCUGACGACUAUUCCAAAUUUAACAGUCUACCUCGGUCUGGCCGCACCCACCAACGGAAGACGACCCCUUGGAUCUUAACCCAGGGCGAUGACCGCGAGCUGGGCUACAAUAGAGAAUUGCCUUCUGCUCGUGCAAACACAGAACCUCUCAGUCCACUUGCAAGGUUUUCUUCUUCUGGGCAAAACACUGAUGAGGACCAAUGCAACAACAAUAGUUACGCGUGUGUGUCGGAGGGCGGCCAUCUGCCUCAUACGUUUAGCGACUUUCACAACCCAGCGAUUAACGGCCACAUGAACGUGAGUGUAGAGAAACAUACUUUAGUUUUAGGUCCUCAAGCUUUUGACCUUCCAAGUCCAAACAAUAACAGUAACCACAUGCACCUUGUCAACCAGGGGGAUGUUGAGGUCACUGAUCUGGAAAAAGACAAGUGUUCUCUUUCUGGCAGUCUGGAUCUGGAUAAAUAUCCAGGCGGUUUAGAAGGGGUGGAACCCAAGGGAGAGGUGAGACAGAUGGAUCGCAAUCAAGAAGAGAAUAGCACAGUUUCAUCAACAACCUGUGACACUCCUCUGCCAUUAGACACUCCUAUAUCCAACAGAAAGCCGGUGUUUAACAUCCUAGACUGCACAGAAGCAGACUGCUCCGUCACACUAGAUUACUCUGAGGUUGAAAGCUCAUCUCUCUCAAAAGAAGGACUUCAUAUCAGGACGGGUGACUGCAGCGAAGACCAGGAGAAUCCUCACCAUCUAAGUUGUCCGCUCCCAUACAAUGAACUUUCUGUGGACGCCGCCUCUGCGACACUACCAGAGUGGGAAAUGGAAAGCUGUGACACCACAGUAGCAAAGCAAGCCGGGGUAAAAGACCCUCAGGGAGGCAGCAGGAAACCGCUGCGUACAAACAGCAAAGGCAGAAAGUGCGGCAGCGCCAGCGGUUCUGGUGUGCGAACGUUAACCAGCAGCGAGAGCCAGGGCAUGCGGAAAGUGGUGCCCAUAACCAGGCUAACCAGGACAGGGAGCCGAAAGCAAGCAGACAGUGAAGACUUGCGCCAGCCUCUCCGUGAACAAAGUACCCCUCCAAGAGGGCGGAGUGAGAAGACCGCUCGACCUCCCCGACACUCCAGUCUGCCUCCUGAUGAGUCGAAAUCUCAGAAGGUAGGUGGCCUCACUGGCAGCAUCUCCAGAUGUCCGUGCGAUCCUAUCCAGAGGAAGACCUCGGUCAACAAGCCGAGUGCCAAGCCCCUCAGAAACAUCCAGAAGCCUGCACCAGAGGAGAAGAUGUGCCGCUCCACCAUGAGGGCCCUGGCACAGGCUCAAGUCCAGGGUGGCACUUCCUCAGAAAACGGCAGCUCCCAGGUGCCAGCCUCCAAGACUUUACCCGAUGUCCCAAGCUUUGCCCGGAACACUGUGGCGUCGUCUUCCAGGACCAAGAAGGAGCCCGCCGCCCAGUCCACCCCCUCUCACGUUCCCUCCUUUUUGAAUCGGCAGACUUCCAUCAGGCAGACCAGGUCAGGACAGACGGUUCAUAACAGCGAGGAGCGACCACAGGGGACAACCCUGCGGCGGGUCCACAGCGUCAGGGCAGAUAGUCGCAGCACCUGCCGCAGCCAGACUCCGCCUCCUGCACGGGAGGACGUUAGAAAGAACUUUUCAGACAAGUCUCGAGACGUGGUGACACCCAGCAAGAGUGCGAAGCCCAGCUGGAAGUAACACAAAACACAUAAGAACUUGCAUCACGCAAAAGACUACAACAAAAGUUAUCUCCUGGAGGACCGUCUAGUAGUUGACUUCAGGACUGUGAAUUCUGUGUCUCUGUGUUCAGUGAAGCUAUGCUGUCUUAAAGUCAUUAACGUAAUCGACAAACGGCAAGUCGGUGAAUAGCAUCGGAUCAUUUUUGCCUGCUUAGUCGUCCAACAGAAGGAUUUCCACUGCAGGAACUCGGAACCGGACUUAGGCGGCUGUCAUUUUGGACAUUUUCAUGGCAUUGGCACUUUCAGAUCCUGAAAACGCAAACAUAAAAGUGUCCAAGAACAAAACCAAUGUUGUUUCUGUGUAAGCAUUGGUAACGGUCGAAUGGUAUGCAGUUUAUUGUUAGUUUCUGAAGGUGAUCAAACCAUUUCAUAGUGCAUUGAUCAUAAUUAUCGCAUUUGCUGUGUUUAGUGGUAACAUCAUUUAUUAUGCUAAUACAAAACACGGACAGAUUUAAAAAAAAAAAAAAAAAAAAAAACUUUAAAAAACGACACUGAUAACGGUCGUCUGUGAAAAUGGAGUUUCGGGAUGAAACGGCAUAUGGUUUAAUGAUCAACUGUGAUUGAUUACUGACAGUUAUCUUACCGCUUCAAUUUCAAUUCAAUUAAAACUUUAGUGCCUGAGAGUCCGGUGCUUUAAGAACACGAAGAAGUCAGAUUUAUUUUGCAAAACGAUAUUUUUACACAUGUCAUCCGUCCUAAAGAAACACUGAAGUGUUUGGCAUAUUUUUGAGGUCUACGUAGAGGACCAGGGUAGAAGCACUGUCAUCUGGGAGAAACUUGGAAUGGAACCACUGCUCCUCCGCAUUGAGAAGAGCCAGAUGAGGCGGUUCAGGCAUUUGGUCAUUAUGCCUCCCGGAGGCCCCCCUGGGGCGGGGUUCAGGGCACAUCCGUCUGGUAGGAGGACUCAGGGACGACCCAGGACACGUUGGCGAGAUCAUGUCAACUGGCCUGGGAACGCCUCAGGAGCUGGACAAAGUAGCCGGGGAGAGGGAAGUCUGGGUUUUCCUGCUUAGUCUGCUGCCCCUGCGACCCAAGAUGGAUGGACAACAACCAAAAUCCUGUUCGACAGCGAGGUUACGCUGCAUCGCACAACUGGUGAAUGUGAACCCAUGUGCGUAUUCCAAAAAACUUUUCCACUAAAAUGCAGCCGGUAACUCUUCAAGUGGCAUCUCGCCCUACUCUGCGUUGGCGUGAGUAUUAGUGUUUGCCAUGAUUUUUGACAGGUUUGCCUACGCCGGAUGAGUUCCUGCAGUAGACAUCCACCCGUGUUGUCGUGUACAAGCUAGCUAUUGUAACGUAUCUCGACAAUACUGCGCUGCGAGAUGUCUGUAGGUUAGGAGUCCUUUGAGUCUCUUUCGGUGACGUGCUUUGGCCUUUUAUUUACCAGCAGAAACGUAAUACUCUGUUGGCUUCUGCAUGACGACAAGACCGCUGGAGUUCUUAUCAAAUUCUCCGUGAUCGUAUCUCAACUACAAUGACCCGUUACGCCAGGGGUGUCCAAAGUGCGGCCCAUUUUUGAGCGAGAACACAAAGCUAAGGUAUGAUGUUUUGGUCAGCUAGCUUAGCAUAUGCUGACGUCAGUUUUUCUGUGGAAAAAGUUUGGACACCCCAGCGUUAUGCAAAACUGCGGUACUUCUUUGUGCCUCAUGUGUUAGCUUGUAAAUGUUUUAUUCGGAACGCCUCCAUGCUGUCAUGGAGAAGAUGCGCAUGCCGGCACACCGCUAACGCUAGCGACGACAAGCAUUGAAGACAAAUACGCAUUUCACUGUUGUUUUUAUUUCGGGACAUUUUCACUGUGAAUGUAGCGCCUCGUUAUUUAUCCCGUACGGUACCUGCCAGGACGAGGCUAUUGUUACUGUAUGUAGCUUUAAACUCAACACAGUAAAGCAUUUACACUGGACACAACAUUAGGUACGCUUAAUGAAGAGCUUUUUUGUCCUUUGUAAAAGCGAUUUCAAUGUCAUGCGAUGCUGCCUGAUGUUGUGGUCGAUGAUGAUUAUUCAGCCCAAGCAUAGAAAAUAUGUGAUGAUUGUGUGUGCAUUUGUUGUAUUGUUGCAUUGUUGUUGUAUGCACGAGUAUUAGGGCCCCGGUGAAAACGAUACAAUAUCCAUAUAAUGGUAAUAUCACAAGAAAAAUGUUGUAUUAAAAAGAAGCCAGGAGGUUCUGUGAAUAAAAUGGUAGUUUGAAUAAAAGAUCUGCUAUAUAUGAAUAUGCACAUACAGUACGUCUUUAAAAAAAGCUUUGGUUGAUGGUACGGCUUUAUUCUCACUAAAUUAAAACAUUUGUCUUGUAAUAUUAUGACUUUAUUAUCAUAAAAUGUAGAGUUUUUCUUCAUGAUAUUAUUUUUUCCUCAUGAUAAAACAUGUUUGUUAUACAACUACAACCUUAUUCUUUAUUUAUUAAAACGUUCCCACCGUAUGGUUAUCAUAUUUACACCUUAUUCUCGUAAAAUGACAACUUUUUGUCAUUAUUUUAUAACUUUAUUUUUGUAAAAAUCUAUUUGUGCUGUCGUGGUCAUGUUGAUGGAGGAUUACCAAUGCAUUCCAGUAAAAGUAGGAUUUUCUUGUGUGUUUGUGUUACAGUCAUUAUUUUGUAAAUCAUUUCUUGUAAUAUUAAGGAUGAAUUUGUUUUCCCAAUUGCGAAUCUGUUCCCAUGAUAUGGUGAUUUUUUUCCCACUUGAAAUAUUACAAAGUUAUUUUCUCUCACUUAGGAAGUUACUCCCAUGAUAUCACAAAUGAGUCUGAUCUAAAUUAGAAAUGUCUUCCUGUUAUAUAAAGGAUUUCUUUUCUUGUAAUUUUUACUCCCAUGACUUUUUUCCUGUAGUAUCACAAAUUCAUUUUCUCUAAAUUAGAAAUUCAUUCCUGUUCAAUUACAGCUUUUUUUCUUGUGAUAUUACAAACUCAUUUUCUCUAAAUUAGGAAUUUAUUCAUGUUCUAUUGCACCUUUUUUUUUAUUGUAAUAUUACAAACGUAUUUUCUCUCAAUCACUCGUAUAUCAUGAUUUUUUUCCCCCUGUAGUGUCACGCAUUUAUUUUCUCCAAAUUUGGAAUUUAUUGCUGUGAUAUUGUGACGUUUUAUUUUGUAAAAUUAUGCGCUAGGACUAUCCUUCUAAAUGGAGCCUUUUUCCAGUCCAAUAUUGCAAUUUGCUUCUUGUAAAAGUGCUGUGCUGCCGCCAUAAUAUUUGGACUUCCGUCUCAUAAUUCUUUGUGUGUUUCUUGUGUGUUUUGUGGCUCUGAUCCUCCUUGCUGAUAUUUUCUGCAUUUUGACUAUUUUUCAUGUUGUCAUUUUCCUGUCAAGUCAGCGCGAAGAGUUUGUUUGUGGGCCUCGUCGGCCUUUUGAAAUGUUACCACGGGCGACUGCCUCUCUUUAAAGUGCAUUGUGCCAUCGUCACCGUGGCAACGACACAGCAAACAGCCUGUUGCCUUAAAGCAUCAUCAUCACCCUCACCAGCCAUCCUUUUUACAAACAUCUCAGUCACUUUGUUGUACAUAAUGUAAAGACAUAGUAUUUUUCUGACUAUUAAAGCUUUAUAUGGCAGCACAGCUGCGUGUGUGUGUGUGUGUGUGUGUGUGUGUGUGUGUGUUUCUGUCAUGCAAAUCAAGCUGUUGGACACAAAGGAGGCAAUAUGUCGCCGUGUGUGGUCUUCAACGCUUUUUCCACAUGCAGGACACUUCAUUAGGUACACCACUGAACGAAAUCCAGGGGGAAGAGUGAUGAUGAUGAUGACGUAGAAUGUGUGGACUUGAGUUCACGUGACGUGAAAGUGCAUCCACUUCCUGGUUGACUGGAAGCAGCCACCUAUCACAGCCUGUGGUUUGCUUUGUAGCUUCAUUAUCAUAAAUAAAGGCAGAAAACUAACCAA